Molecule: messenger RNA, 4045 nt
Organism: Aphis gossypii (cotton aphid)
Lineage: Eukaryota; Metazoa; Arthropoda; Insecta; Hemiptera; Aphididae
Exons: 2
Coding region: 881-2188 (435 amino acids)
Molecular function (GO): nucleic acid binding; zinc ion binding
Source: RefSeq, a predicted model, not a curated record
AAAUAAAUAAUUAUAGAAAAAAAAAUUAUUAGUGAAUUAUACGUCAAGGAACACGCAAGAAAAAAAAAAAAAGAAAGAGUUAUUUUGUGAAUUAAAAAGAAUAUUAAUUGAGAAUUUUAUUGAAGGCAGUUAAGACCUUAUUUAUUGAAUUAUUGGGAAGGCAAGUAAUAAGUCCUUAUACAUAUUGAAUUUAUUUAGGCUGAAAAAGUGCCAUAUUUUAAAAAGUUGAUGAAAGGAAUUAUUUUGGGGCGGAUUUGAGCCAUAUAUUGAUAAAUAAAAGUAUUGAAUUAUUUUAGGCUGAAAAAGUGCCAUAUUUUAAAAAUUGAUGAAAGGAAUUAUUUUGGGGCGGAUUUGAGCCAUAUAUAUUGUGAAUUAAAUAAUUGUGAAUUUUAUUGGGCCGAGUAGAGCCGUAUAUUGAAAAAUAAUUGUGAAUUUUAUUGGGCCAAAAAGAGCCGUAUUGUGAAAAAAUAAUUGUGAAUUUAUUUAGGCCGAGAAGAGCCGUAUUUAGCGAUUUUAAUAAUCGGAGAUUUUAUUAGGCAGAAAUAAGCCGUGUUAUAAUUAAAAGAUAAUUGUGAAUUUUAAUGGCGAGAAAGUCCUAUCGUGUGAAAAAAAAAUUACUUGACGUAUAUUGUGAAUUUUAGAGAGGAUAAAAAAAAAAAUCCUAGGAAAAAAAUAAUAUAAAAAAAUUAUAUAGAUAGAAAUAAUUGGGGGAAUAAUAAAAAUAUUACGAGAAUUUUAUAAUAAAAUAAUAUUGAUAAAUAUUUUAAAGAGAUUAAUGUUUGAUUAAUAAUUGAAAAAAAUAUAUAAUAAAAAAAAAUUAUUUUAAGAAAAUAAAGCGUAUUUAAUUUAAGUUAUAAUAAAUGAAUACACAAAUAAACGUAUGAAUAAGGAAAAAGAAGAAAAUAGUUAUAGUGAAAACGAUAGUAAUAGUUCGGAAGAGGAAACAGAUAUAACAAAAGAAAUCGGAACUCAGGUAGAGUUAAAUAAAAAUAUUGAAGUAAAUAAAUUAGUAAACAUAAGUAUAAAUACGAAAGAGGGUAGCGACUCUACACAGGGAAUUAAUAAGGAAAAAACAACAGGGAAAAGUUUGUUAGAUACUACUGUUAGAGAAGACUCAAAUACCGGAUUAGAACAAAGAUUAAUAGGGUUACGUAGUACACCAAAUUUAGUCCACUCAGAAUUAGGACCAGUAAAGAGGAAGCAAAGAACAAAAAUGUCUAGUGUGAAGGCUACAAUUGAGCAGGUCACUGCUAUGAUACCAAUUUGUGCCGAUGCAAAAGACGUUUGUUCGUUCAUACGGGCAUGCGAUUAUGCAUGUGAGGCCGUAGAUAAAGAAACUAUACCUUUAUUAGUGAAAUUUAUUAAUACUAGGAUUACUGGCAAGGCUUUAGAAGUAUGUCGGUAUAGGGAAACCAGUGAUUGGGAAACUAUAAAAAAAAUAUUAAGGGGGGCUUUUGAACAGCAAUUGUCACCACAAACAUUACAAAUAGGAUUAAAUUCAGUUCGUAUGAAAAAUGACGAAGAUGUAUUAACUUAUACGGGUCGCGUAGAACAGCUAUAUUAUAAUUUAUGUAAUGCAACAUUGGCAAAUAAAACGCCCGAAGAGGCGAGAAUUUUAAGGCAAACUCUAAAGGAUCAGGCAUUAGCAAUUUAUAUAAACGGGUUAAAAAUGGAUUUACAAACAAUAUUACGAGCUAGGAACCCAGAAACUUUAGAACUGGCAAUGCAAAUGGCUAGGCAGUUGGAAAUCGAAUUUAGUUUUAACAAAGAAUUACAAAAUAACGAAACUAAAGUAAAUCAGAACGGAAAUAAAAAUAAUAACGGAAAUCGUUGGUCAAAUAACUAUCAGGGAAAUAAUCCAGAUGGACAGAAAUUCGGUUAUAAGCAAAAUUAUAAUCGUGGUCAGAAUAUACAAAAUCCGAAUAAUUAUAAUAAUUUUAAUCGUAAUAAUAAUAGUCAAUAUAAUAAUAAUUAUUAUAACAGUAACGUAAAGCCGAUAACUUGUAAUUAUUGCAAUAAGAUAGGACACGGUAGUGUUAGCUGUUAUAGUAAGCAACGGGAUGAACGUAAUGUAAAUCGGACGAGAAAUGGUCAAGUGUCGAACGGGAACGGCGUCCGUUCGAUCAACCAAAUAACGGCCGUAACGGAGGAGUUGUCACUCAACGAUGUUUCACAAUCGUAUCAGUAAUUAGUGAAAAUCAUGUUACAUUACAAUCACCUAAUUUUAAAACAAAUACAAUAGAUCUUCUUUUAGACACCGAUAGUGAAAUCAAUUUAAUAAAAAUAAAUAAAUUAACAGGCGAAACAUUAGUAAACAAAAAAAAGGAAAAAAUAAAUUUAAAAGAUAUUAACGAUAAAAUAGUAACUACCAUAGGCAAAAUUACAAUAAUAUUAAUAUUAAAUAAUAAUAAUAAAAUAAAAACAGAGUUUCAUGUGGUCGAUAAAGAAUUUCCAAUACCGCAAGAUGGAAUUCUAGGUCACCACUUCCUGUUACAGAAUAACGCGAUAAUAGAUGUUGCGAAUAAUAUAUUAACAAUAAAUGAUGACACUCGUCGCUAAUUAAAUAAAAUAAAAUAUGUUUUACAUAUCUUAAACCACGAACGGAAAUGAUAAUAUCCAUACCAAUAGCUGAUCCGAUAAUGAAAAAUAAAAAUAUUUUAAUACAGAAACAAGAAUUAAUACAGGAGCAACGUAUAGAAUUAAAUGUAAUAAAAGAAAGUGAUCUAUAAAAAACGUAAAAUAAAAAAAAAAAAAAGAGAAACGAUAAAAAUUUAAAAGUUUAAAAUAUAUAUAUACACUUAGAUUUAAGAAAACAUACUGUACGAAUAAGUUACUAUUGGGAUAUGGAAAUAAAUUUGAAUUGUGGGGAACUUUAUAGAUUUUGUACUACUAAUAUAUUAUAAUAAGUAAAAAAAAAAAUAUUAUUUGUAUUAAUUAAUUUACCAUAUAAGAAACUAUUGUAAUCAGCACAUUAUACUAACCACAUAUUUUAUUGGAAUUAUCAAAUUAACUAUAAUCACUAUAUUGUACUAUUUACUAACACUAUAUUUUAUUGUAAUCACAAUUAUAAAUUAUAAGAAAACUAACCAACAUAUUUAAAAAUAUUUAAUCCAACCAUAUAAUCAUUAAUUAUAUUAUAAUCAAAAUAUUUAAUCAAACUAUUUAACCAUUUGUAGAUGUAAUCAACCCAUAUUUAAUCAAAAUUAUAUAUACAACAUAUACAUCAUAUAUUCAUAUUAUAUAACGAAAAUACUUUAAAUGUAAAAGCAUACAGAGAAUUGUAAUGUAUGUCUUAUAUCAAUGACUUGUAAUCGAUUAUUGUAAACACUAUAAUAUUGUAAUAAUUUGUAAUUUAACUAUUUUGUACUGAACUUUGAAAGAUUUCUGUCUUUGAGACAUAAACCUUUUUUUUCGUGGGGAGGUGCAACGUGCUCUGAUACUUAUAUUAAAUAUAAAAUAUAUAAAUUACAUUCUGUAGCCGACAAUAACCACAACGCUAGGGGGCAUAACAAACAUCCCCAUAAUUAUGCUAAGGGCGAGUAGUUAAGCAAGUAAUGAUCGAGUAUAGACCAACAAUUUGGGACCUAAAAUGAAAGGUAAAAGAUAACUAAUCAAAGGUAUCAUCACACGUAUGCUUUCUACCCGCUAGAAAUAAUGGCUAUAUGAUUGCUAUUUGGUGAAAUAAGUGGAUGCGUAAUUACCCACCCGGUAGAAUAUACUAGGUGCGUAAUUACCCACCCGGUAGAAUAUUAUAGAUACAUAAUUGACGCACAACAUCGUUCAGAUAACGCAAAGCGUGGGAAGAAGCGGAUGCAGGUGCAGAUGACCAUUAGGGACCAGAAGGUACCGCGGGAGUCCCUGUAUGAUAUAUAAGGGGGCCCAGAUUAGGCACAAUUCAGACGUGAUCCACCAGAGUUAGCGCAAGCACCUUCACGUCACCCAGUUUAAUAUUUUAUGUCUCCUGGACUUAGAAUAUUUUCACAAGUUUUAUUAAAUUAAUUAAUUGGACUUAGAAUAAUUUUAAAUAAAAAACACUUAGAAUAAU